CCUCCAGAAGUGCUGGAGUGUGAGUCCACACCCCACGUGAAACUGCACACACCCGUGCAACUGCCCAAUGCCCUACCCACUUUUGCUUCCCUACACAGAUGUGUUUUUGUCAGCGCAAGUGGGGUUCCUGGAGCAGCAGCAUCAACAUCACCUGAGAACUUGUUAGAAACCAAAUUCUCGGGCCCCACCCUCGACCUACCAAGUCAGCAAACCCCGGGUGAGGCCAGGCACCUGCGUUUUAACAAGCCCUCCCCCGUGGCUCAGGUGCGCGCUCACGUUGGGUCAUCCGUGGCCCACGCCUCACGCUGCCACCUGCGGCUGUGCGUCUUGCCCGGCGCUAAGGGCCUAGGGCGGAACAGCGGGAUCCCGGGGCUGGCCACGCACAGGUGUCCCUCUGCCAGGGCUCAAGGGGCGCUAACCUCUGCUCCCUGCGGUCCCACCGCCUCCAAGGGUGGAGCCGGGCCGCCCCGCCUGCACACCUCCAGCUGUACAGGUGGCUGGGCAGGGCCGGGAAACAAAAGCAUAGGAGCAACACCUUUAAAAAAAAAAGUCCUCCCGCCUGGGCUCUCAGCUCUCCAGUCGCAGGAAGCCCUCGAAGCCGCCAACAUGGGAAUGUCCCAAACACGGAGUUGCUUUGGUUAUCCCCUGAGCAUCUUCUUCAUCGUGGUCAAUGAGUUCUGCGAAAGAUUUUCCUACUAUGGAAUGAGAGCACUCCUGAUUCUGUACUUCACACAGUUCUUUAAAUGGGACGACAAUCUGUCUACUGCCGUCUACCACACAUUUAUUGCUCUGUGCUACCUGACACCAAUUCUCGGCGCUCUCAUUGCCGACUCCUGGCUGGGAAAGUUCAAGACAAUUGUGUCACUAUCCAUUGUCUACACAAUUGGACAGGCAAUCACUGCAGUAAGCUCAAUUAAGGAACUCUCAGAAGUCAACCACAAUGAGCUCUCAGACUCCAACAACAGUGAAACCCCUAACAACGUUGCUGUACACGUGGCGCUGUGCAUGAUUGGCCUGACCCUGAUAGCACUAGGAACCGGAGGGAUCAAGCCCUGUGUGUCUGCAUUUGGUGGCGAUCAGUUUGAGGAGAACCAGGAAGCGAAAAGAAACCGAUUUUUUUCCAUCUUUUAUUUGGCCAUUAAUGCUGGAAGUUUGCUUUCUACUGUCAUCACUCCCAUUCUCAGAGUUCAAGAAUGUGGAAUUCAUAGUAAACAAGCUUGUUACCCACUGGCCUUUGGAGUUCCGGCUAUUCUCAUGGCUGUAGCUCUAAUUGUAUUUGUCAUUGGCAGUGGAAUGUACAAGAAGGUCCAGCCCCAGGGUAACGUCAUGGCUAAAGUCGUCAAGUGCAUUGGUUUUGCCAUCAAAAACAGGUUUAGGCAUCGGAGUAAGGAAUUUCCCAAAAGGGAGCAUUGGCUGGACUGGGCCAAGGAGAAGUAUGACGAGCGGCUUAUCUCUCAAAUUAAGAUGGUUACCAGGGUGAUGUUCCUGUACAUUCCACUGCCGAUGUUCUGGGCCUUGUUUGAUCAGCAGGGCUCAAGGUGGACACUGCAAGCAACAACGAUGAAUGGGAAAAUUGGAGUUAUUGAAAUUCAGCCGGAUCAGAUGCAGACUGUGAACGCCAUCUUGAUCGUCAUCAUGGUCCCUAUCGUUGAUGCUGUGGUGUAUCCUCUGAUUGCAAAAUGUGGUUUCAAUUUCACCUCCUUGAAGAAGAUGACAGUUGGAAUGUUCCUGGCUUCCAUGGCUUUUGUGGUGGCUGCAAUCGUGCAGGUGGAAAUUGAUAAAACUCUUCCAGUCUUCCCCAAAGGAAACGAAGUCCAAAUUAAAGUACUGAAUAUAGGAAACGAUAGCAUGCAUAUAUCUUUUCCCGAAAAGAUGGUGACACUUGACCAAAUAUCUGGAACAGAUGAAUUUUUCACUUUUGACGUGGACAAACUGACAAGUAUAAACAUUUCUUCUACUGAAUCACCAUUAGUCAGUCCAGUAAUGCAUAAGUUUGAGCAGGGCCAUCGCCAUACCCUUCUAGUGUGGGCUCCCAACAAUUACCGAGUGGUAAAGGAUGACCUUAACCAGAAGCCAAAAAAAGGGCAAAAUGGAAUCAGAUUUGUAAAUGCUUUGUACGAGAGCUUCAACGUCACAGUGGAUGAUAAAAUUUAUGCAAAUGUCACCAAUUACAAUGCCAGCGAAUAUCAGUUUUUACCUUCUGGCUCAAAAUACUUCACACUAAUCUCAGCAGAGAUUCCAGAAAAGUGUAAUAAAUCUUUUGAAUCAGACUUUGGAUUCGGUAGUGCAUAUACCUUUGUAAUCAGUAGGAAGGAUGACUGCCCUGAACCGAAGAUGUUUGAAGAUAUUUCACCCAACACGAUUAACAUGGCUCUGCAAAUCCCACAGUAUUUCCUCAUGACCUGUGGCGAAGUAGUUUUCUCUGUUACAGGAUUGGAGUUCUCAUAUUCCCAGGCGCCUUCCAACAUGAAGUCAGUGCUUCAAGCGGGAUGGCUGUUGACAGUGGCAGUUGGGAACAUCAUCGUGCUCAUCGUGGCGGGAGCAGGCCAGUUCAGUGAACAGUGGGCCGAGUACAUUCUGUUUGCUGCAUUGCUGCUGGUUGUCUGCAUCAUCUUUGCCAUCAUGGCUCGAUUCUAUACCUAUGUCAAUCCAGCAGAGAUUGAAGCUCAGUUUGAUGACGAUGAGAAGAAAAAGAACACGGAAAACCCAUAUUGCAAACUGGAUCCCGUCUCACAGACACAGAUGUGAAUGUCAGCAUGCAAGUGGAGGAUGGACUGGGCCCAGGACAUGCCCUGACUUCUGUCCCCAGGGGGCAGGACACUGUUGGAUGGCCCCCGAUGGGAAAGACUCCAGAAAUGUGAACCACACCAAGAAAACGAUUUUCUAAGCAACUGUCAGUGGUGGCUUAGGAGCAACUUAAAACUCUGGAAGAAAUCUUUUUUUAAAGGAAGUCUUAUUUAAAGUGUGCAUGCAUGCACACACACACAUACACACACACACACACACACACACACACAUUUACAACACUGAGAGCAUACCUGUGUUUAACUCCUUUCCUACCACACAAAUGAAGUUAUUUUGGACUAACAAUUUUUGAAAAGUUGACAAAGUUCCAGAUUGUUUGCCUUCUAACACUGUGAAAACAAUGUUAAACAAGGCAGGAGACAAUGUGAAAGUGAAUUUAUAGGCUUUCAGAUGGCAUAUAAUAAGUACCAGCUAGUAUUAGCUAAUAACUUUACUUUUUGUUUUUUGUUUUGUUUUCCCAGUCCCUACCUCUUUUUAAAUUAUGUGUAACUCAAAAGACCACUCCGGUAAAAGCCAGUAAUGAUUUUUGGAGUUUUAAUAAUAUGAAAUAAAUCCCCAUUCUUAAGAAUAAGUGUCU
Rhinolophus ferrumequinum (greater horseshoe bat) is the source of this 3382-nucleotide messenger RNA. RefSeq names its product solute carrier family 15 member 1 (gene SLC15A1). Gene Ontology annotation, molecular function: dipeptide transmembrane transporter activity. Bases 607 to 2748 code for a protein of 713 amino acids. The transcript has 23 exons. The record is from RefSeq and is a predicted model, not a curated record. Gene Ontology annotation, biological process: oligopeptide transport; transmembrane transport. Gene Ontology annotation, cellular component: membrane. Lineage: Eukaryota; Metazoa; Chordata; Mammalia; Chiroptera; Rhinolophidae.